Molecule: messenger RNA, 1790 nt
Organism: Monodelphis domestica (gray short-tailed opossum)
Lineage: Eukaryota; Metazoa; Chordata; Mammalia; Didelphimorphia; Didelphidae
Gene: MTX1
Product: metaxin 1
Biological process (GO): mitochondrion organization
Cellular component (GO): cytoplasm; SAM complex
Source: RefSeq, a predicted model, not a curated record
CAGGGUGGAGGAUUGGGACAGGAGUGGAGGAUGGGGGGGGAGCUUCUGUUUCCAAGGCAACAGUCUAGGAGCCCUCCCCACCUUCUGCCCCUCACCCCGCCCGGCCUCGGGGCCAGGCCACCGCCCCUGUUUUGUUUCCAUGGAGACUGUCGGCGCAGGCUGCUCCAAACAUAACGCGCUACGGAAAGCAUGCAGCUCGGGGGACCCCCCCGCCCCCCGCGUCGGAGGCAGCCCUCCCCGGGGGCGUGGGACACCCAGGGCCAGAGAAGUCCCUCCCCCUACCCGAAGGAAAGCUGGGGCUUAGUUCUAGGGCCAGACCUAGAACACCCCCGCGGUCCUGCUCCUCCUGCGGCCACGAGAUACCCCCCUCCAGUCCCGACCAGGACCUCAGCCCGGAGGUCGGGCCUUUCCUCUCAGACUUUCUCCAGCCCCAAUCUCCAUUACCCUUCCCCUUCUCCUCCCCAUAGCCCCGCCUCGAAGCGAGUCCCCCAGCCCCGUCAGCGCCGCGCCCGCUCCCCAUCCCCGCCCCAUGGCCACGCCUCGUCUCCCGGGAGGGACUCCCCUGCCUCGCCCCCUCAAGACCACGCCCCCCAGGAGUCUCCCUCCGAGGUUCCCGAAAGCCCCGCCCCAAUGGCGAUCUUCUCCGCCCUGAGACUUUCGGAGAGCUCAGAGUCGCUUCCGGGACAGAGGGCGGGAAAGAUGGCGGCGCCCAUGGAGCUGUACUGUUGGGCUGGGGGCUGGGGCUUGCCGUCCGUGGACCUGGAGAGCCUCAUCGUGCUGACUUAUGCCAGAUUCACUGGGGCCCCUCUCAAGGUACACAAGAUCACCAACCCCUGGAAGAGCCCCUCAGGAACCUUGCCUGCUCUCCGGACACCUGAUGCUAGCGUCAUCUCACAGCCACACAAGAUCAUCACUCAUCUAAGGAAACAGAAAUACAAUGCAGACUAUGAUCUGUCAGCCCGGCAAGGGGCAGAUACCUUGGCCUUCAUGUCAUUGCUAGAGGAGAAAUUGCUGCCUGUCUUGAUCCAUACUUUCUGGGUUGAUGCCAAGAAUUAUGUGGAGCUGACUCGAAAGUGGUAUGCUGAAGCCAUGCCCUUCCCCCUCAACCUGUUCCUACCAGGCCGAAUGCAGCGCAAGCACCUAGAGCGGCUCCAGCUCUUAUGUGGGGAGCGGAGGCCGGAGGAGGAGGAAGAAGUAGAGAAGGAGCUGUAUCGAGAGGCCCGGGAGUGCCUGACCCUGCUCUCUCAGCGCCUGGGCUCCCAGAAGUUCUUCUUUGGAGACUCUCCUGCCUCCCUUGAUGCUUUUGUCUUCAGUUAUGUGGCCCUGCUGCUUCAGGCUAAGCUACCGAAUGGGAAACUACAGGCCCAUGUUCGAGGGCUGGGCAACUUGUGUGCAUAUUGUACCCACAUCCUCAGUCUCUACUUUCCUUGGGAUGGAGCUGAAGCACCACCCCCACGACCAGCACUUUCAGCUUCAGAGACUGAUGAAGAACCAUAUCGACGAAGGGGACAAAUCCUGUCAGUGUUGGCUGGUUUGGCAGCCAUGGUGGGCUAUGCCCUGCUCAGUGGCAUUGUGUCUAUACAGCGGGCAGCUCCUGCUCGACCAUCAGGCAACCGGGCUUUAGGUAUUGCUGAGGAAGAGGAGGAGGAAUAAUAUUCUGAUGUUCCCGGACUUAGUUUUCUACUGCCGUGCAUUCCAAACAGCCCCUGUCUGUUCCCCUUUUGGGUACUUCCAGAGAUGAGCUGGUCAUCUCCACCCUCUAGAAUAAAUUUGCUUACAGUGGCCUGGCA